GAGCAUUUUCCAAAUUCCGUGGGGCCCGACAGCCAGUCGCAGUUAUGAGAGAUGUAACUGCGGCUUUACAUAGCGUCUAGUGACUAGAGUACAACUCAGGAUUUGAAUUUUGUCCUUUCCAAAGCUUGAUUUUUUGAAACAAGGGCCGAUACUCUCUCCAUACUAGGUUCUGGUCUAGCUGCUCAAAUCGUAAAUGAAGACGCAGGUACAAUCCUAGUCACUAUGGUCUAGCUUGUGCAAUGCAUGGAACGGACGAAUAUGCGAAGUACAAAUCAUAGUGCUUGCAUUGCCAUCUGUUCAAAUACAGUACUUUCACGUUGUUUUCAUUCUCACGAACCGGUUAUACUUCAAUCUCACACAACUACAUACGUCCACCAUCAAAAUCCAGAAGUCUCGAUGCCAAACACUCUGGAUACAGACUGGAAGCAGUCUGAGGCCGUUCCUGCAAGCGUCGCGCGCGAGACGGGUUGUUUCACAACCUUACCAAUUCGCAUCCACAAGCGGAACGAUAUUGCAGACCAGGCGACGGCUCAAUCCAUAAUUGACUGGAAAGAACAUGUUGGUGACGGCUGGGAAGUCAAGUCGGGUUCAGCGGUAUCCAAAGUUGGCAACUGGUGCGCAUUAAUCUUCUCGGAGUCACUGCCCGAGCGACUAGCCAGCAUAACGUACCUAGCUAAUAUUGGAAACAUUCAUGAUGAUGCCACCGAAGAACUAAGCAUGGAUGAGUCUGUCAAUGAGCACAAACAAUUGAGCACCGCUUUAUCAAUUGGUCUUGAUGCGGAUGCUUCCAUCCAAGAAACGAAGACCAGGAAGUUCAGACAUCUAGUCAGCAAUUGCGUCUUGAACAUACUGAACAUCGAUCGAGACAUGGGCACGAGGAUGAUUGUUUCAUAUCAGAAGAAAUGGCUCGAAGUCAUGGAGCACCCCAACUACGAUCAGAUAAAGUCUCUUCAAGAAUACCUUGACUUCAGGAUGUUGAACGGAGGCAUGGAACCAUUUUGGUCGAUGUGCCAAUUCGGCAUGGGACUAAAUAUCCCGGAUGAGGAGCUAGCACCUACAAGACACGUCUUCGAGCCAGCGGAGUGGGCACUUGUUCUUACAAAUGACUACUGGAGCUGGGGUCGCGAGUACAAUGCGUCGCUCACGAAGGGCUCCAGAAUCGUAAAUUCCAUCGAACUCCUCUCGCGGCUCAGAGACAUAAGCUACGACGAGGCGAAAUCCGUUGUCCGCAAGCUCAUCAUCACGUACGAAAGAGAAUACGAGAGACGCCUCGAACGAUUUCUCCGGGAAUAUCCAUCCACGCCGGCCCAUUUGCGCCAGUUCAUCGAAGUCGUUGGGCUUGUAGUUGCGGGUAACCAUUACUGGUGCGCCAACUGUCCCAGGCACCAUGCAUGGAAUGACCAGGUAGCCGGUGCUGUGGACCAGCAAGAUUUCCAGGUUGUUCAGACUCCUCCACGCGAACAUGUCCCGAGCUCGUCCGACUCACCAAUAUCGGCUUCGUCUGAGGCAUGUAAGUCGAGCUGUACGUCUGACGCUCAACACACGACGAACGAAAUAGACUGCCCACAACUAUCAUCUCUCAUUUUGUUACGACCACCCCAUCCGGUUGCCGCCGCGUCCGAGUAUAUCGCAUCGCUACCAUCAAAAGGCGUCCGGUCCACACUCAUUCACGCCCUGAAUCAGUGGUUCCAGAUUUCUGACCGUUACGUGAACAUGAUCAAAGAAAUCACGAACAUGCUUCACAACGCGUCCUUAAUUCUAGAUGACAUCCAAGACCAAUCGCCUCUUCGCCGUGGCAGACCAGCUGCUCAUACCAUCCUGGGAACAGCGCAAUGCAUCAACAGCUCUACACACCUUUUUGUCCAGGCCAUGCAAAUGGUCAACGAAAACUUUGACCCCACAGUGCAAAAGUCUUUCCUGGAGAUACUAGACCGCAUGCACAUCGGCCAGAGCUACGAUCUGCACUGGAGAUUCCACCUCAUCUGCCCCACCGAGGACGAAUACUUUGAAAUGAUUGAUCAAAAGACUGGGUGCAUGUUCGAGCUGCUCCUACUGCUCAUGGCAUCUAAAUCAAGAUGCGUCAUGGCCAAAUCCUUCAGCUCGUUCGUGCGCGUCUUCGGACGUUACUUCCAGGUCCGAGACGACUACAUGAACCUGACAUCCAUGGAUUACGCCCAGGGCAAGGGUGUAUGUGAAGACUUGGACGAGGGAAAGAUCUCAUUUCCCCUUGUUGUUUGCAAGAGGAUAGCACCGACUUCGUUUGCGCAGAUCAUAGGUAUCUUUCGAGCGAAACAAACGAAUACUGUGCAGCUGCCGCCAGAGACGAAGUCUUACAUAAUAUCAUUAUUCAAGGCAUCGGGUACGAUGGAUGUCGUGAUCGAAUUUCUUAAAGAGAUGGAGAGUCAACUGAUGAAUGAGGUUGAGAGACUAGAGGUUCAGAUGGGUGAUUCAAACCCGAUGCUUUAUGUGCUGGUUCAGACUCUUAGCUUAAAGCCAAGCGACUCAUGAGGUCGUGAAUAGAUUAGUUUUGGUAGUAAUUACGCACCUCUUCGUCAUACUUUUUUCCUGUCUAAUUAUAGUUGUUAGUGUUAUAGUUAUGUAUUUCAGAGGUGCCUACAAGGUCCUUAUUACUAGCCAACUUAAUCUUGCGUACGCGUAGGACUAGGCAGUUAUUAGCAUAGUUUCCUGGCUUACUAUAGUUAUAACGUGUUUCACAAGCGAGCGCCGCACCCAACUGAGCGCCGCACUUUCAACAACAGAACGCCUGCGCAGCGCUAUAUCACAAUACAACACAAAUAAAUAAUUAUUUAUAGGCCUAGAUAGUAUUAUU
Messenger RNA from Didymella exigua CBS 183.55, 2830 nucleotides. RefSeq names its product terpenoid synthase. Gene Ontology annotation, molecular function: prenyltransferase activity. Gene Ontology annotation, biological process: isoprenoid biosynthetic process. The transcript has 3 exons. Bases 397 to 2508 code for a protein of 703 amino acids. The record is from RefSeq and is a predicted model, not a curated record. NCBI's taxonomy places the organism in Eukaryota, Fungi, Ascomycota, Dothideomycetes, Pleosporales, Didymellaceae.